This is a messenger RNA of Physeter macrocephalus (sperm whale), 4664 nucleotides long. RefSeq names its product solute carrier family 10 member 7 (gene SLC10A7). Bases 610 to 1506 code for a protein of 298 amino acids. NCBI's taxonomy places the organism in Eukaryota, Metazoa, Chordata, Mammalia, Artiodactyla, Physeteridae. The record is from RefSeq and is a predicted model, not a curated record. The transcript is spliced from 9 exons. Gene Ontology annotation, cellular component: plasma membrane.
GCCGCCGCAGCUGCCGACUGAGAAAUCCCUGCCUCAAGCGCACGCUAGCCUUUACCGCAGGCUCAAGGCGAAGCCAAAAAGAGUCUCUCCAUGGAUGUAUUCCAGGGGCGCGGGGGGCUGUGUCUAAAGGUUUGUUGGAGCCGGACCCUUGAUAGAGCUAGGAGGCUGCGGCGCCUCACGCCACUCCCCGCCCCUGUCAUUCCUAAGGUUCCACAGGUCUUGACGGUGGCGAGUCUGUCAGCCCUACUCGGCGGCCAGCUUCCCUUCCUCGAUCGCUUGCGCCGGCCGGCCUGGCCCAAACGUCCGCUUCAGAGGGCUGGGAGGCGCACCUGAAGCCGCGGUGGCUUGUGCGCGUCUAUUAGUAGGCGCACGGUAGUGAUGGCGGCGCUCAGUGAGACUUUCCUGUCACUGGCUACUACUACUCCCAGCCCUCCUCAAAGCAGCCGGAGCAACCCCCCGGUCUUUAAUUUACAAGUAGCAAUUUGACUUGCUCUACUGCAUGUCAGGUGGGACCGUGGGAAGUGUGGAGACGCCCCGGGGAUUAAGCGAUAGCAGCUUAAAAAGAAAAAAAGCCAAACAAAUAAACAAAACCCAUCCACCCUAACAAACAUGAGGCUACUGGAGAGAAUGAGGAAAGAAUGGUUCAUGAUUGGAAUAGUAUUGGCGAUCGCCGGAGCAAAGCUGGAGCCGUCCAUAGGGGUGAAUGGGGGACCACUGAUGCCAGAAAUAACUGUCUCCUACAUUGCUGUCGCAACAAUAUUCUUUAACAGUGGAUUAUCAUUAAAUCCGGAGGAGCUGACAAGUGCUUUGGUGCAUAUAAAACUACAUCUUUUUAUUCAGAUCUUUACACUUGCAUUCUUCCCAGCAGCAAUAUGGCUUUUUCUUCAGCUUUUGUCAAUCACACCCAUCAAUGAAUGGCUUUUAAAAGGGUUGCAGACAGUAGGUUGCAUGCCUCCCCCUGUGUCUUCUGCAGUGAUUUUAACCAAGGCAGUUGGUGGAAACGAGGCAGCUGCAAUAUUUAAUUCAGCCUUUGGAAGUUUUUUGGGCAUUGUUGUAACACCCCUGCUACUGCUGCUUUUUCUUCACUCCUCCUCUUCUGUGCCUUUUACAUCUAUUUUUUCUCAGCUUUUUAUGACUGUUGUGGUUCCCCUCAUUAUUGGACAGAUUGUCCGAAGAUACAUCAAGGACUGGCUUGAAAGAAAGAAGCCUCCUUUUGGCGCUGUCAGCAGCAGUGUGCUGCUGACGAUCAUCUACACCACCUUCUGUGACACGUUCUCGAACCCAAAUAUCGACCUGGAUACAUUCAGUCUCAUUCUCAUACUGUUCAUAAGCCCCUACAUUCUUCUACUUGGUCUCCUGUCUCCUGACUGUUCCAUCUUGCUCCUGCCGCCCUCAAGUUCUAGAAGUUACCAAAGGAUCUGUUCUUGGCCCUCGUUUCAUCAUUCACGUUUCGUGCUUAGGCAGCCUCCUCCGUGCUACUGGCUCGAGCUCUCAGCUUCCUGCUGAUGAAGCCUAGACUUUCCACUGCACUGUUUUCUGGAGCUCUGGCACUGCUCAUCACUUACCGUUUGGAUAUCUUCACCUGACUGUCUUAACAAGACCUCACACUCAAAAUAUUCAAAAUGGAAUUAAUCUUUUUCCCCAGUACUUCCUCUUCCUCUCAUAUUUUUUCAUGGAACUACCAUCCACGGAGUUACUCAGACUGGAAUCCUUCACAUUAUUAUUUUUGAAAUGUCUUGAUCCUACCUCAGUAGUAAUAUUUCUUGUGCUUUCAAAGCCUCUUCCCUAAUUCAGGCUCUCGUUGCCUCUUUCUCCCUAGACUAUUGCCAUGGAUGUCUUACUGUUAUUCUUCAUUUCCAGACUGAACUUUUCUUGUGUAUUUCAUACUGCUUCCAAUAACUCAGAGUCCUGAUAAUAGGUCUCCUGUUCAGAGACCUUCAAUGGUCAGCCAGUGCCUGCAGAAUGAGGUUCAUUUUGGGGGGCUAAGUGAACCACUACUAGCAUUCACACUAUCUAAGCUUUAGGCUGAGGUAAAAUCCUUGCUGUUCCCUGGAAGAACCUCAAGCAUUCUCAUUUCUGUCCCUUGCUUAGGCUGACCCCAUGUCAAAAUUCGUCUCCAUGUCCUAGUUCAUCUUUCCUGUUCUUAAAGCCUCACUUCUUCCACCAGUAUUAUACAUUCAACAGAUAUGACUUAGGCCUUUGGUAGGAGAAUGUUACCAUAGUGAAUACCACAAAUAAUGAUUUUGAUCCUGUAUGAGUUUAUAGACUAGAUAUAUGCAUUGGUAACUGAGUGUUCUCUUAGUGAGACAGUAACACAACCUGGAGUCAAUUCAAAGACGAAGGCGCUUCCAAAGAGAGUGGUAGAACAAGACUCCAUGGAAGAGAUGGGAUUUGACGUGAGUCAUAAAGAAUAGCUAAUUAUUCAGCAAACACAGAUGCAAAGAGGGAGUUCUUGGAAGAAGAAAUAGGAAAGCAAAUGUAGACAUGCAAACACACACACACCCACACCUGGUGGAACAAUAGGAGUAGAGGAAAAUUAAAAAUAAUAAUAGUAACUGGAAAAGUAAGCUUGGGCCAGAUUGCGAGGGCCUUGAAUGCCAGGUGCUGGCAAUGAGCUGCCACAAGGGAAGGGGCCUGCGUUGUUUAUGGGGCCUGAAAUAGCGUCAGAGCGUGGAUGGCUCAGGCCUCACAUUAGGCACUUGGCUCUUAGAGCACUUGCUAUAGCACGAGGCCAGUUGUAAACAGUCAAUAAAAAUUUAUUGAUUGGUGUAAUUUGAAGCAUUUUCCCAAGCUUGUGGUUGUGAUUUAUGAAGUAAGAGUAGAGCCUGGAGCCAUUAAGUCACAGAGAAAAUGUGACUUAAUUGGGUAAGUCUGAGAGUAGGAGCUAUUUUAAAGUUCUUUGUGUAAAUGGCUUGUUACCUCACCUUCGAAAAGAUGUUUGCCUUCCGAUGGCUGUUUGUUUGCUGGUCCUUGUGGCAGAAGUAAUCCUCAGACCCAGUCAUCCUAUCAUAUCAGACUGUCAGUGACUGAAAAAUUCCUUGCAAAGCACAGAACAGCCGCUAUUGGGAUUGCUGAAGGAGGGCUGUAUCACAACUAGUUGAAUUCGAAGUGAGAAUUUUCAGCAUGGAGUAGGCUGGACCUUCAUAAAGCCUUGUGGUUUUGAGGCCCUUCUAUUCUGCCUUAUCCUGCCUUCACUAAAGUUCCGUUGUGUUUUGAACUUGCUUGGCCCACUGCCAGGCAUGCAUGUUCUUUGGUAAACAACAGAAUAUGGAGUAGCUGUAAUCGUGCUCCUGGGCAGUGGUUGUGUAGCCCCAAAAUAUGCCAUUAAAAUUUGGAGAUGUUUCAAUUAGACAAAAUUUAUGAUUUUCCCAUUCUAUUUUCAUGCUGGAAGACCCCAUAGCACUUGAGGAUUUUAUUGGAGGAAUGAAAAAUACCAACAUUUAUUGAACCCUACUCUGUGCCAGGCACUGUGCUAGGGAUUGUGCAUAUGUUAUUUUGUGUAAGUCUGACAGCAAAAGACUAGGUUACUAUGCAUUUUUGUUGCUCCUUUGCAGAUGAUGACCCACACUUAGAGUAGUUUAGGGACUUGCCUAAAAUCAGAUUUCGGUAGUUUAGUAACUUACCCAAAAUCAGAUGGCAACUACUGCACUUAGAACUGGAAUUCAUCUCCAUUUGACAUUUCCAAAAGAAUUUACCCGUGCUUUUUCCACUGCACUAAACUACUUCAAUUAAUUUUAAUGUUCACAAUACUUGUUUUGGUUGGGGAAUUUGUAGAGAGCAUAUAACUGGAUUCUCCAAGUUCACACACACACAGAUUAGUCAAAGAUACCAAGAGUUAGAACUAGGACCCAUUGGUUUCUUCUUUGAGUUCUUUUCUUUUCCUACUUUUUGUUCCUUCCUUCUUAAAAUUAGUGAAAUUGGCCUGUGGUGGGUUUUUUCUUUUCUUUUACUUGCCAGUUCAGUAAAGCUAAAACCAAUCCAGCUAUCCAGAGACAAAAAUCUCAACAUAGAAAUCAGUCUGUCUUUUUUUGUACAGCAUGCCACUGACCUCUGAUGAUGGAAGUUUAGCAUAAACCAGGAGAGGCCCAGCCUAGAAAAUUCAACUUCCCUGAAACACUUGUUUACCUGGUUAAUAUUUCUUAGGUUUACAGACCUGACAUGUUACCAUUGUGUAACAUGUCAUUGUGUCUGGCAGGGGAGCCUCUUCUACUUUGAGUAUUUAAAAUACAUUUGAGAGUUGUUAUUCUGUGUUCACAUUUAUCUGUCCACAGAAGAGCGUCAGGGUUAAAAAUUCCAACUCUGGAGUCAGACAGACUCAAGUUUCAAUCCUGUUUAAUAACUUUGUAACUUUUGUCAGUUUCCUCAUUGAUAAAAUGGAGAUAGUAGUAGUACCUAUCUCAUAGGGUCAUUUGGAGAAUUAAAUAAUACACACAUAAAGCCCUCAGCAUAAUACCUAGUAUAUAGUAAGUGCUCAAGAAAUGUUAGCCGGGGCUUCCCUGGUGGCGCAGUGGUUGCGCGUCCACCUGCCGAUGCAGGGGAACCGGGUUCGCGCCCCGGUCUGGGAGGGUCCCACAUGCCGCGGAGCGGCUGGGCCCGUGAGCCAUGGCCGCUGAGCCUGCGCGUCCGGAGCCUGUGCUCCGCAACGGGAGAGGCCACAGCGGAGG